This is a messenger RNA of Papaver somniferum (opium poppy), 1066 nucleotides long. RefSeq lists its product as uncharacterized. The record is from RefSeq and is a predicted model, not a curated record. Lineage: Eukaryota; Viridiplantae; Streptophyta; Magnoliopsida; Ranunculales; Papaveraceae. The transcript has a single exon. The coding region runs from base 69 to 824 and encodes 251 amino acids.
CCCAGGUGAAUGCGAAGAAUCGUAAAAGAAAAAAACCGAAACCAUUUUAUCCAAAAACCCGUUACGAUAUGGAAGUUAACAGUGGUUCUUCAUCUUCUUCAUCAAUAAUAUCUGUUUCUCGUAACAGAAAUUCUCCAUCAUCAGAUCGUUUCAUCGGCAUGUUCUCAAGAUCUCAUCCAGAAAACGGAGCAGGAGAUAGUAUUCUUUCUGGUUGUGUUGAUGAUGGUGAUGAACUAGAUGAAGAUGAUGUUUUCUGGACUGGUGAUUUCUCUCAAUCUAAUAACAAUCUUUCUUCUCAAUCAAGCCCUAAAUCAUCAUCAUACAACAAGAAUACUAGUAAUAAUCAAACAAUUGGAUUCAAGAAUUUCGGUAUUCUUGCUGCAUUACCAGAAGAUGGUAAAAAAGAAUCCCCGUUAAUUGAUCGAGUACAUCGGAAAACUACUACAAUUCCGUCUCCGUUAUCUUCGUCGUCGAGGAUGAUACCUACGAUUCCUAAAGCGCAAAACCCUAGAGAUAGGGAUUAUUAUCAUCUUUCAUUACCUAAUGGUAAAAUCCAUCAUUAUCAAUCAGCUCCUGUUAAUGUGCCUGUACUUUCCAAGGCGGCGAAAGAAAGAAGGAAAACUAGGGUUUUAUUUGAUGAUGAUGUUGUUGGUAAUGAUGAUGAUGAAGAAAUGUUACCACCUCAUGAAAUUGUUGCUAGAGGUUCUGGUAAAUCACCAAGAACAACUUUCUCUGUUCUUGAAGGUGUUGGUAGGACAUUGAAAGGAAGAGAUUUACGUCAGGUUCGUAAUGCUGUUUGGCGCCAAACCGGAUUUAUUGAUUGACGAAGAAGAUUUCGUGAGUUAAGUUUUAUUCUUUCUUUGAUUUUUUUUAUGUUUUUUUUUACAAUCCCUAAUUUUAAAAUCCUGGAAGUGUUUUUGAUUUUCCUUCUCAAUUUUGAAUUUGGGGAAACAAACAUACAUAAAUCUGAGCAUAAUAAAAUAGUACUACAAUUUAGUUAUAUUUGUUUUUUGUCAAAUUUGAACAAUGAAAUAGAAUUUGAUUAUUAUACACAAUUUUUUUAUAU